CCGGUCUAGCAAAGCGGACUUCAAUCUUGUUAAGGACUGUGGAAGGCGACUUACCCGCCGUGACUUCAUUCAGCGAUCUCCGUUCGCAUCUCCGACCGUCUCGCCGGCGGGAGCAAGAAUGCAGGGCGGAUCCACCGGCAUCGUCUAUGGCGGCCUCAAGUACCAGGCGCGUUGCAUCGCCGACGUGCGCGCGGACGCCGGGUCAACCACCUUCCUCGCCGGAACCCUCAGCCUCAAGGAGGAGAACGAGGUGCACCUGAUCCGGCUGCUGCCGGGGGAGAACGAGCUCGUGUGCGACGGGCUGUUCUACCACCCCAACGAGAUCUGGGACCUCAAGUCCUGCCCCUUCGACCACAGGCUCUUCUCCACGGUCUACACCUCUGGUGAGGGUUAUGGCGCGUCCGUUUGGAAGAUCCCGGAGCUGUACGGGCAGUCGAACUCGCCUCAGCUUGAGGAGCUCUUUAAGCUUGAUGAGCACACGGCCAAGAUAAGAUGUGUUCUGUGGUGGCCACUGGGGAAGCAUGAUAAGAUAAUUAGCAUCGAUGAGAGAAAUAUUUUUCUCUGGAACAUAGACCCAUCUAAUAAAUCAGCCAAGGUGGUAUCACAGGGAUCUGCUGACAUUCUUCCCAAUUUACGUGGUGGAGCUUGGGACCCACACAAUCACAACUCAAUUGCUGCUAUAACUGAUUCGUCACUUCACUUCUGGGAUCUCCGUUCCAUGAAGAGAUCAAAUGCAAUUGAACAUGCACAUAUUCGAGAUGUGGAUUAUAAUCCCAAGAAGCAAAACAUAAUUGCAACAGCAGAAGACGAAUUCGGAAUUCGCUUGUGGGAUCUCAGAAUGCUUAAACAUCCUUUGAAGGAUCUCCCUGGACAUUCACAUUGGACAUGGGCUGCUCGGCACAAUCCUGAGUAUGAUGAGCUGAUUCUGAGUGCUGGAACGGAUUCAGCUGUCAAUUUAUGGUUGGCUAAAGUUGGAACGGAUGAAUCUGGAGUGGAAAGCCCAUCUGGUUCGCCCAAUAGUCAAGAAGAACCAUUACUGAACUCGUAUACUGACUAUGAAGAUAGCAUAUACGGAAUUGCAUGGAGCUCUCAUGACCCAUCCUUGUUUGCUUCUUUGUCUUAUGAUGGAAGGGUUGUUUUAGAAUCUAUCAAGCCCUACUUGCAGAGAAAAUGAAGCUUGUUGGUCAAUUUUCUCCACUUUAUGUGUAUCAGACUUGUGUUGUGCAUAUAAUUGGUGUUGUAGAGCUCCGCCCUUGCCAUUCUGUGUUUGGCUAUGAGGGGCUAUGAUCCGGUUGUGGUAACCGUGGUACAGUAGCAAGCCAAUAAUAUUUCAGUAAUCAUGGCGGCUGAACUCCAGGAUGAUUCAGGUCAGCUGCGGCUGAGAAAGAAAUUGUAAUCUAGCCAACGAUUGAAAAUAAUAUAACGCAGCUGAGGUUUCAACUGCUUUCUUGUAUCUUCCAAUUUGGUAGUAACUGGUUCUUCAAUUUUGGUUCA
Molecule: messenger RNA, 1494 nt
Organism: Lolium perenne
Lineage: Eukaryota; Viridiplantae; Streptophyta; Magnoliopsida; Poales; Poaceae
Source: RefSeq, a predicted model, not a curated record